AUGGCUGGCUAUGGUAGCAGGGAGCGUGGGGUUCACAGCAAGGAUGCUCAUGGAAUUUCCCAGCACUCUGAAAAUGCAAAAUCUUUGGAGGAUCAGAUUGAUAUAGCUUCUACAUCCAAGGCCAUAGGAGUUCAGACAGAGAGAAGCAUUGAUUUUAACAAAAUAGAAUUGAACAAUGAUUUAUCUUCUCACCUUGAACUUUCCAAAACAUUGCUGGGCAUCUGGGGCUCCACAAGCGAACAGCAAUUGGGAAGAAAUCUGAUCUCCAAGUUGUUCAUGGCUUGCCCAACAGAUUUUCAGGUUCUUUUUGGGUGCAUGAGCAUGAAUAUGUCCUCUAAAGUACAAAUGGACUCAUUGCCAGGCGAAAGCUCUUCUCAUGCGGCUUUGCAGCAUCAUAUGCGCUCUUUUCCAGCAUCUGAAGCUGCAAAAAUUUCUCAUCUGUAUUCUGUAUUGACAAAGAUCAAUAAUGGAGUGUUACAGUUGGAAGCUUUGUUUAGAUCUUUACUUGAUCUUUGUGAUGUUGCAAAUUGCACUCUACUCAGGGACAAUAUCAAGAUUGAGGGACUUUACUCUGGGGACAGCCUCGAAGACCGUGAUCUGUUUAAUAUGAUCAGCUAUGAGGCAUGUAAUGUGCGCUGUAGUUCGCUUGGCAUUAGAUCUUUUGAUCCAAAGCACCUGUGCAACAAACAGGGCUGGAAUGCUGACAUUUCAUCGCAGCUUUCUUCUGUAAACUGGGUUUUGUUGUUUGAAAUGAUGCUUCGGAUUGCUGUGAGUGAUACAGAAGAAUGCGUGAGAUUAGAGGCAGUCUCUAUCAUGAAUGUGAUUCUGAUGAGUAGUAAUGCUUUUACAGAGAGGGAAAAGUUUGGCCAAUCACCAAUUUUUGAAAGCAUAGCACAACUGCUAAAAAGGGAAGCUGGCUCACAUGUGCAAAGGGAGGCUCUCCAUCUUCUAUUCUUGUUGCUAAAUUGUUCCAAGCUGUUGAGCAUGUUUUGCUGUGGUUGUAAAGAGGAAGAGAUUGCUGAUUCCACAAACAAGAAGAAAAAUACUUCAACACCCAAUGGAUUCAGUAGCAUCCUUGAGGGCUUGGCAGAAUGUACUGCUUGCUCUGGAAAUAGCAUACAGGAUAUUGAACUUCGCAAGCGGGCUAUCAUUAUGCUGGCGUUUUUAGCCUCAUCUGGAAAAUCUGGCUUUGAAAUUAUGGUAACUAACAAGUUACCUGGAGAGACAAACUUUCUUAUGUUGAUUUUGCAAGUUUUGGUGUCAGAAAUGAACGUAGAAGCUUCGGCUGAGCCAGCAAGAAGCAUUAAAGCAAGGACAUUGCUGAUUCGGGAGGCACUUAUAUUGCUUAAUAGACUUGUUUCCAAUUCUGGCUACUCGGCUAUAGUCUUGCGAGUAUUAACAGGUAGAAGAGAUAUGGCUAGUUUGACCAUUGAUGUUGCAAGCAGGUUGUCCCAAGAAGACCUGAGGCUGAGGCAAUCUGAUGUCAGUGGACGUGUGAAUGAAUCAGAAAUUGUUGAGUUAGGUCAAAUAUUUAAGAAACGGGUUUUUGCUUAUCUAGGAGAUAAAAUAUCAUAA
Dovyalis caffra is the source of this 1575-nucleotide messenger RNA. The record is from the annotation of a GenBank genome assembly. NCBI's taxonomy places the organism in Eukaryota, Viridiplantae, Streptophyta, Magnoliopsida, Malpighiales, Salicaceae.